Messenger RNA from Pelagomonas calceolata, 1169 nucleotides. Lineage: Eukaryota; Pelagophyceae; Pelagomonadales; Pelagomonadaceae. The record is from the annotation of a GenBank genome assembly.
GUCCCGCAUGAGGCUGUGAAGCAGGAUUUUCCAAAACGCGCUUCGUGCGGGGGCUGAGAGGAUGGCCCAGCUUUUUGAUGGGAGGCGCUGGGCCCUGGGCACGCUGCCCGGACCACAUAAAAGCGUACAGGCACCGUCCGAGCGCGCGUCGGACGCACACCGGACCGGUCCAGCGGCGUCGAAGCCGACGCGUCGCGUGAGAGGCUGCCCACCACUCCCAGCCAAGGGAGAGCAAACGCCAUGGCCAUGGCCCGCCCCCGCUCCCGCGUCUUUGAGAGACCCUCGUCGAAACAACGGGCCAUCACGCCCUCGUCCAAAGAAAUGACACCAGCACAAAAAGAAAAAGAGAAGGAAUUGAUGGCAAGGGUCGGCAACGAGUGCUUCGAGCACGUGAAAGGGUGCUGCGGCACGCACAUCUACGCGCACCAGAAGGCCACCGCGAUUAAUUUAUUGCUGCACCAUGACUGGCUGUGCGAACUGAGGCAUGCCAUGCGACCUAGACGAACCCAUCUAGGCUUCACCGCCGACGCCUUCGCUCACAUGCGGCAACGGGACUCGUUGCUCGAUUCACCACCGAAGAACCCGCCGCCGGUCGAGGAGGCGUGGCGGCCGGGCACCGCUCCCCGGUUCCUAGCCGAAGGUAUCGUGUGGCCUCAACACAUACGACCGGCGACGGCCGUCGCGGAGGGCGAGCCGCCCGACGACUGGCCCCAGUUCUGCAAGGCGUUCUGCAUCACUAUUAAAGAGGGCACUCGGGCCCAACAUCUCAGGUUGUUGUUUGAAACUUAUGCGCGAGAGCAGCCUGGCGCCAUUUCCCGAGAAGAAGCUCGCGAUGUGUGCCUGAAGCACGUCCACCGGUCGGGACGCGUGGAGGAGCGCCCGGCGAAGAACGCUGUGUGUGCUCAAGAACUUGUUGAGGAUUUCGACAGUGUCUCAAGGGAGGGCUUCUUGGAUUGUGUCGGGUUUGAAGAAUUGUGGAGAAGGCACAUGCGCGUCUACAAGCAGCUCAAGAUUGACGUGUGGUGCCUGCUGCAGGACCUCGGUCGACGGGACGCCGCCGAGCGCGCGGUCAUGCGGCGGCCCUUCGAGCAGAAGAGGCGGGACGCCUGGUCGCUCAUCGACCGGAAGAUGGCCACGGACGUGGCGAACUUUAAGGAUACCUUGUGAUU